AUAUACGUGAUUGCGUCACUGCAGUUGGCGUGGGCGGACGCAGAGCUGUAUCGGACAAUACGGAAGCGAAGAGAGCGAAUGUCAACAAAACAAAAAGAAGACGGAGAAAAGAUAAAAUCAUCACACACGAGGUUUCCUGUCUCUGAUAUCCUGUGCGGCGGAGAGCUCAUGGAUCUACUGACAUGAAGUAUUUAUACCAUGGACUGUGAUUUAGUUUAGUUUUCGGUAGAUAGAAACAUUUUAGAUCUCUGUGGGAAGAAAAGCAACAUGGAUGCCCUCUACAGCCUGUGGAUUUUUAGCCUUUUAUUUUUAACAGUCCACUGCAAUCUGGAGCUGGCCUCCAGUUCAGCACAUUGUUUCAAACCACCAAAAAUAUUACAGUCAAGACAAGGAGAAGUCCGUGGUUCCAGCCGCUAUGGCCCUCCCGGCCCUGUGAACUGCAGCUGGGUAAUCACUUCCCCAGUGGGAGAGCGUGUGAUUCUCAGUUUCUCUGAGUUUUUCAUCAAAUGUGGCUGGAGCUGGCUAAGCUUGACAACCGUUACAGGCCAGCCCGUGUCGCUCUGUGGAUACGAGCUGCCUAAGCCAAUGGAGUUCUCUGAGGGAAACAUUACAGUGACACACCACUUUGUUCCGCACUUCUACUCAGUUUCAGGGUUCCACCUUUCAUACAUUAAAGACAGCGGUCCGUGUUACCCGGGCGAGUUCGAGUGUUACAGUGAGCGCUGUCUUCCCAUGUCCUGGCGCUGCAAUGGCCAGGUGGAGUGCCUCGGGGAAGGUGAUGAGCUCGGCUCGGACGAGGAGGACUGUGACCCUAUCGAACCUCAACCUCAUCCGGACAAUGAGGCCUCACCAUUCCCAACUGAAAUCCCAGCAAGCUCAGCUGUUAACUCGAACAUGGAGAUAGGAAAUCUGCCACAUGGGGUGCCUGAUCUCUCCUCUCCAGCCCAGGGUGGGCCCUGUGGGGGUAAUCUGCAUGCCUUUUAUGGCUCUUUUGUGCCUCCUGUGCUGACGGGGGCAUCAAUGGAGUGUGUGUGGUCAGUGGACCCACAGGACUCCCGACCUCUCAAGUUGGAGCUGCAGCAGCUGGUACUUGGCCCUAAAGACAGCCUUAUCAUCACUGACCAGCCUGCCGGGGGUGGCAAUGUCAUUACAGCUGUCACAUAUACAUCUACUGACAAAACAGUGGAGGUGGAGUCCCCUACUGGUCUGCUGUCACUAACCUAUCGUGCACAGGAGCCCUUUGAGGGGCGGGGCUUCAAUGCCACAUACCGCAUCGCUGAUUACUGCCUGCCCUGGGAAGGUCUUUGUAAGGGCUCAGAGGGAGGCUGCUACACGCAGAAGCAGCGCUGUGAUGGUCACUGGGACUGCGCAGAGACUGGUCUGGAUGAGGACGGCUGUGGCGGAUGCCCAGCCGGCUACUUCCCCUGCGGGACACUGGCUCUACAGAGGGUGGGGCACCUGGGCCGGCCUGCCUGUUAUUCCAUCAAAGAGAGGUGCAACUACCAGCUGAACUGCGCUGAUGGGAGUGACGAGAGAGAGUGCAAAGUGUGUCAGCCUGGCACAUUCCACUGCGACAGUGACAGGUGUGUGUUUGAGAGCUGGCGCUGUGACGGACAGGUCGAUUGUAAGGAUGGCACCGAUGAACUAAACUGCACUGUGACUCUGCCUCGAAAAGUCAUCACCGCGGCGACUGUGGGCAGCCUGGUGUGUGGUCUGCUGCUGGUCAUUGCAAUGGGCUGCACCUGCAAACUGUACUCACUACGCACUCGAGAAUACAGCUUGUUUGCUCCAAUCAGCCGUCAAGAGGCAGAGUUUAUCCAGCAGCAAGCUCCGCCCUCCUAUGGUCAGCUGAUUGCUCAGGGAAUUAUUCCUCCUGUAGAGGAUUUCCCUACUGAGAACCCAAAUGAGCCCACAUCACUUUCUCUGAGAGGACUGCUUCAGCUCAUCAGACAGGACAACAUCUCCUCCCCACGGCGAAGACGCAGACCACGGUUUGUCCGCCGAGCGAUACGCCGCUUGCGUAGGUGGGGCCUAAUUUCUAGACCAUCCUCUAGAUCUUCCCAGACAACGAGCUCCACCACUCAGCAGACAGAAGCUGCUCCUACAGGCCAGGAGUCCAGACAGUCCGGCCCUCCAGGCUCUGCGGUGCCCAGAGAAACCUCUGAUCAGCCUUUGCCACAAAAGUUGGGGUUGUCCCAACAAACAGAGCAACAACAACAACAAGCGGAUGCACCACCUCCUCUUACCCCGCCCCCUCCUCCUCCUCCUCCACCUCUUCCUACGACACUUCCCACAACUCCACCUUCCCUCCAGCCAGCUGAUCCUCCAGAAACACGUCAGAUCCCACCUGUUGCUGUUGCCCCCAGCAGCCCCUCCUUGGCCUCUCUCUUCCAUUCUCUGGGGCUAAGUAUCUCUCGUUUCAGACAUUUGUCUUCCCCUACCGCACUUCCUCUCUCAUCUUCCCCGUCUUUUUCCUCCUCUUCCUCAGAAGACGAAGUGCUACUGAUCCCUCUUUCCGAUGACACGACCUCUGAGGAUGAUGUGCCCAUGCUGACCUGAAAUGAACUGCACUCUCUUUCACUUUUCUCGUCUUUCUCACUUCCUCCCUGUUUUUUCACCUCUAAAUUAUGAUCUCAGCAUGUAAGCGGCAUCGUGUCUGCAGUCUGUGCUGGCAAGGUGCCUUAUUUCACACGGAUAGGUUAAUUUUCCUGACUUAAAUGUGUCAAGUAUUGGAUGAAUGUGUCAAAGACUUUAGUCUCUGUGCUUGUUAGAUGUGCACUUACUCAGAGAUGGAAGAAAAUGUUGCACAGAAAAUCUUCCUUGGCCUCUCUUUAAUGAGUGUGUUUACAUGCACAAGCCGACGUCAUCUUGUUUCAGCAUAUUUAAGUGGAUGUGCAGACAGCACACUACACUAUCAUAAAUUAGAUUCAAGAGGACAUCUAUGCCUGGAUUUUAGCCCAUUAGUCUGUUAUAUAGAGCAUGUAUACCAUUAAGCUGAUAUCUUUUAUUUUUCUACAUGGGUAUGUGUGGAAACUGUUAGGUUUAGGAGAUGAUGCAUGUACCUUUUGACUGAAAAUGGAAACAGCUCAAGGACUGACAACAAGGACUGUGACAUUUGCAACGUUAUGAACUCCAAAAUAAAUGCUUGUUACUGGUAUUAAGAGUCACUGCUUAUAGCCAUGCUAGUAAAAUAAAUUCUGUUAUUUAGUGACUCGUACAGACCUAUUGCUAUUUUUCAGAUUAUCAAAUUACUUAAGAACUUGCAAAUCAUUCUUUUUUUUUUUUUUGCAAUUAUCAGUACAUGUAAACACACUCAUUGAAACGGCAUGUCCUGUGUUUUACCCUCUGCAAAAUAUACAGCACCAUGCUAUAUGGCUUAUUCUUCACAAUUAGUUAACAUUUGUAUGUAUGUAUAUAUUUGUAUAUGUGUGUGUGUGUGUGAUACUGCUAUACACAUUGCUGUGUGUAUUCUUUAGAAGUGCCUUUGAUAGAGCUUCCUAUAGAUCACUAGAAACUAUGUGACUGUAUGUACUUGCACAUGAAGGCCAAACACACACAUGCAAACGUUUACGCCUCAGUUUGAUUUUAAAUUUAUCCAGGCCAUGUAUAGAUUAUUGCAUGGCAAGAACACGUGUGUGUGUGUGUGUGUGUGUGUGUGUGUGUGAAUGUAGUCAGUCAGUUGAGACAAUCCUUCUUGGUGCCUGAGGCAGUUAUUCGCACCACUGACCUGAAAUACUUCACCUUACUUUAAUGACAAUUAAAACAAUUUCUUCUAUUUGUUCUUCUAAUUUCAGCUUUUGGCUCAGCAAACAGUGAAAGAAACAUGAGUGCCAUAACUAUAAUCAUCUUUUGCACUUGCUCUUAUGAAUCCCCCCCUCCUCUUUUUAUCAUGUUGAUAUUGUUUUUAAUUACUGAAUGUAUUGAAGCGGCUAGCUGUGUAACGUUUCUCGCCAGUGGUGAUUGCAAUAGAAAUUUGUGGUUUGGAAUGGAAAAAAAAAAGAGAAAGAUUUUGAUGAAUUUCUUAGGAUGUGUUUCACUGUAUAUAUGCUGAAAGAUCUAGAAAAACCACAAUGAAUAAAUCAUUUGCACUUU
Molecule: messenger RNA, 4092 nt
Organism: Ictalurus furcatus (blue catfish)
Lineage: Eukaryota; Metazoa; Chordata; Actinopteri; Siluriformes; Ictaluridae
Gene: lrp10
Product: low density lipoprotein receptor-related protein 10
Exons: 10
Coding region: 268-2559 (763 amino acids)
Cellular component (GO): plasma membrane
Molecular function (GO): protein binding
Source: RefSeq, a predicted model, not a curated record